This is a messenger RNA of Acinonyx jubatus (cheetah), 878 nucleotides long. Its product is annotated as KRAB domain-containing protein 5-like. The coding region runs from base 125 to 376 and encodes 83 amino acids. The transcript has 3 exons. Gene Ontology annotation, biological process: regulation of DNA-templated transcription. Lineage: Eukaryota; Metazoa; Chordata; Mammalia; Carnivora; Felidae. The record is from RefSeq and is a predicted model, not a curated record.
GAGCACUUUUCUGGUGAAGACGUUCUGUUGGUGCCUUAAGGGCAUUUUCUCCUGAUGCAGCUGUGAUUUCUCCACAAAUACCUUCUGAGAAAGAAAUCUAGAGGACGAGGGGAAAGAAGAAGAAAUGGCCAGCUCUCAGACACUGCUGACCUUCAGGGACGUGGCCAUCGAAUUCUCUCAGGAGGAGUGGGGAUGCCUGAAUCACAGUCAGAGGGAGCUGUUCAGGGAUGUGAUGUUAGAGACCUAUGGACACCUCCUCUUCUUGGGUCUCAUUGUAUCAAAACCAGACCUGGUCAUCGUUUUGGAGCAAGAGGAGGAGCUGUGGGGUGUGAAGAGAAAGGAGACAGUAGCCUCACACUCAGGUAGGUGGGAGUGAAGCACAUGACACAGGUGAGGUCCAAAUGUGAAGGACGAAAAUAGAUCUUAAAAUUUUGUUCAUGUAGCUCUCCUUGAAUAGAAAUUCAUUUGCGAAGCCGAGUUUUAUGUCUUUCCCUCUCACAGAGGGACAUCUGGUAACUAACAAAUCAUGCUUUUUGAUUCUUCAAGGAUUUUCCUUCAGCUCCAGGGAAGGUCUGCCAUAUCCACGGUGAGGACCUCCAUAAUCUGAGAGCUUUUCCAUUGCUGUGAGAGCCCUAGAGGAUCUCUCUGUAAUUGUGAGGAACUCUAUGCUAAGUCAUUUCUAAAUUCUGUUUUUCUUCUUGUGACAAUUGUGUCAAGGUAGUGGUGGGCACAUUGGGGUUUGAUGCAGAAGUCCUGGGAACACUGGAGACAGAGAUCACAUGUUUUCUGGUUUAGGAUUUCCAAAGUUCCAGAGGAUUUUAUCUGAAUUGUGCACAACUGAGGCUCAGUAAUUUCAUAAGAUCACAGAACAAGUCCCU